Messenger RNA from Cervus elaphus (red deer), 942 nucleotides. RefSeq names its product olfactory receptor 18-like. The record is from RefSeq and is a predicted model, not a curated record. Lineage: Eukaryota; Metazoa; Chordata; Mammalia; Artiodactyla; Cervidae. Gene Ontology annotation, molecular function: G protein-coupled receptor activity; olfactory receptor activity. The coding region runs from base 13 to 942 and encodes 309 amino acids. Gene Ontology annotation, cellular component: membrane. Gene Ontology annotation, biological process: G protein-coupled receptor signaling pathway. The transcript has a single exon.
UGCCCCCUCUACAUGGAACCACAAAAUCUAACGGGUGUCUCAGAAUUCUUUCUCCUGGGCCUCUCAGAUGAUCCAGACCUGCAGCCCCUUCUCUUUGGGCUCUUCCUGUCCAUGUACCUGGUGGCCAUGCUUGGGAACCUGCUCAUCAUCCUGGUCAUCAGCUCUGACCCCCACCUCCACACCCCCAUGUACUUCUUCCUCUCCAAUUUGUCCUUGGCUGACAUCAGUAUCAGCACCACCACCAUCCCCAAGAUGCUAGUGAACCUCCAGACACAGAGCAAAUCCAUCACCUAUGCAGGCUGUCUAGCGCAGGUGACCUUCCUGUCCCUUUUCGCAGGUUUGGAGAGUCUCCUUCUGACAGUGAUGGCCUAUGACCGGUUGGUGGCCAUCUGUCACCCCUUACACUACCUGGUCAUCAUGAACCCCCGCCUAUGUAUCUUGCUGGUCCUGGCAUCAUUUGCCGUCAGUCUUUUGACCUCCCAACUGCACUACUUGAUGAUGUCACAGCUUACCUUCUGUACAAAUGUGGAAAUUCCUCAUUUCCUUUGUGACCCUCCUCAGCUCCUCAACCUUGCCUGUUCUGAUACCUCCACCAGUAAAAUAUUAAUUUAUUUCAUUGGUACUGUUGUUGGUGGGAUUCCACUCUCGGGGAUACUUUACUCUUAUAUUCGAAUUAUAUCCUCCAUUCUGAGAGUCUCUUCAUCAGCGGCUAAGUCCAAAGCCUUCUCCACCUGUGGCUCUCACCUGUCCGUUGUUUGCUUAUUUUAUGGAACUGGCCUUGGGGUGUACCUCAGCUCAGCCGUCUUGUCUUCCCCCAGGAAUGGUGCAGUGCCCUCGGUGAUGUACACUGUGGUCACCCCUAUGCUGAACCCCUUCAUCUACAGCCUAAGGAACAAAGACAUUAAGAGUACUCUGUGGAGGAUUAUCAGCAGAAUAGCCUAA